Molecule: messenger RNA, 1705 nt
Organism: Castor canadensis (American beaver)
Lineage: Eukaryota; Metazoa; Chordata; Mammalia; Rodentia; Castoridae
Gene: Siva1
Product: SIVA1 apoptosis inducing factor
Biological process (GO): extrinsic apoptotic signaling pathway
Molecular function (GO): CD27 receptor binding
Source: RefSeq, a predicted model, not a curated record
GUCAGCGCGCGGUGCGCGCGGCGGUCUGCGUCCAGCGGCCCCGCGGCCAUGCCCAAACGGGGCUGCCCGUUCGCGGACGCUGCCCCCCUGCAACUCAAGGUCCGCGUGGGCCCGAAGGAGCUGAGCCGCGGAGUGUUCGCCGAACGCUACUCGCGCGAGGUCUUCGAGAAGACCAAGCAGCUCCUUUUCCGCGGGGCCCAGGCCUGCAGGGACCAUGUAUGGGUCGAAGGCUGUGCCGUUGUUCACCUGCCAGAGUCCCCGAAGCCCGGCCCCACAGGGGUCCCUCGAACCACGAGGGGACAGAUGCUGAUCGGACCUGAUGGCCGACUAAUCAGGAGCUGUGCCCAAGCCUCUGAAGCUGACUUAUCUGGGGCAGUGCCAAUUGCCUGCUCCUCAUGUGUGCGAGCUGUGGACGGGAAGGCGGUAUGCAGUCAGUGCGAGCGGGCCCUGUGUGGUCAGUGUGUGCGCACCUGCUGGGGCUGUGGUGCUGUGGCCUGCACCCUGUGUGGCCUCGUGGACUACAGUGAUGUUUGUGAGAAGGCGCUGUGCACCAGCUGCGCUAUGUUCGAAGUCUGAGAUGGCCAUGGAUGGCAGCCUCUCCUGGAUGGCACACCGGGUGUUCGUGCUGAAGAGGGCAAGAGUGGCUUUUAUACAUUAUGUUUUGUACCCUGAUGUCAGAAAUGAGUAAACCUCUUUAUAUUUGCAUAUGAGGACUCAAGUCUCUGUUAACCCUCCUUAGGGUAAAGUAUGGGGCCUGCCUCGGGCUAGAGCCUGUCACCUGGGAAGGUGACAGUAUUGGAGCCAGAAGAGCAGGCCUGGUUGCAGCACCUACCAUCUGCUCAGCAUGCAUGGGAAGUCUCUGUUCAUCAUCCCACCUGACAGACAAGAAAGCCCACCCCUGAGUGUUCCUUUACAGCCUUGCCCAGGAGUUGGACUAUCACCUGUGUGCUAGGCCACCUCUCAUUCUGAAGUGCCACUAUCACAUGCCUGGCCUUUUGAUACCUGCAGAGCUGGGGUCCCAGGUGACUUAACAGGAGCUCUGGUGUUAUGGUGGGGGUGGAGGUGUCUGGUGGUGCUGGAAGAUAACAAUCCUUGCCUCAUUUUGAGGGAUGUACUUUGUGUAGAGCCUUGGGAGAGGUGCAGACAGAAGGGGUGAGGCAGCCUACUGGGCCAGAGCCAGACAUCUGGCCAGUCCCUACACAUGCAUCCCUGAGGGGCCAACUUGGGUGAGGUGGGUCCCAGUCCUCUGGGGUGACUCUAACAGAGAUGUAGGGGCUGUUGGCAAGGUGGCCUUGUGCCUGGGGAAAGCCUGCACUGCUAGAGACAGUGGGAUGCACCAACCAGUUUUGAGGGGCAAGUAGUGCUGGUUCUUGAAGGAAAACCGGUGGUCUGGGGACAGUGGCCUAGAGCUGUGCCCAGAGUGGGUUUUAUGGCCGGGCUGAGAUGCUGCAGGCAGUGCAGGGUAGAGAAAGGGCCCAUAGAGAGGUCAUCAGCCAGCAAAGCUGCCAAGAAUGGGAUUUUAUAUACCGCCUGGGGUGUUCUCUGGACCAGGAACUCUGGACCAUCUCAAAUGGCUGCAGUGCUGUAGCUGACUGCCUGCCACUGUGUGCCAAAAGCUCCAGAAGCAAGGGUUUAGCCAUGUGCUGGCUGUCCUUGUUCAGGCUCACCUGGCUUCCCAAGGAGGAUCCAAAGCCUCCUUCCAGUG